AUGCUCAACUCCUCGACGCGUCAGGCGCAGUCUGCACCAAUCACUGCAAUAUCCUCUACUCUUUCAACGCGUUCCAGUCCAUCCGUACCUCCGGCGUCGCAGGUAUUCGAACCUCUCGUCAAGUCAAUCCUUGCUCGCAGAUUCGCGUACUAUGUUCUCUCAACUUCUGCAGCAGCAGCCUGGCUACUCGCCACCAUUUGGUCCACCUGGCAGUAUGGCGGAUAUAACUCCUUGGGUGUACUUGGUUGUGUCGUGAACUUGCUUUCACCCCUUACCCUGUUCUGUGCUGUUCUCUGGUGGACGUUCGCGUCGGUCCCGAUAGCUGUCUUGCGCAAAAUCCAUCUCAGAGCAACGCGCACCUCUGCAUUGUCUCCUCGCCAGACCCUCACUCAGCAUAGCAAAGAGCGUCAAUAUCAGCACGCAUUGCUAGUCACUUUCAUUUCCUCUGCAUUCCUCACAGUAUGCCACGCAUUCGUAGCUCAGACAGUUGAAAGAAGUGGGCGAAGUGAUCCUGGACUCGGAGUUUGGGCUGGAUCGAAAAAACAUCCAUAUCACAUUAAUGGCCGCCUUUGUUUCCUAUUUCUAUCCCAGUUUUCUUGCGUUGUGCUCUACUGUCUUCGCGAUGUACUCAAAAGCCGAUUUGAUAUUCACUGGACAGGCCAAUCGGAUUUCACGAUGCACGCGUUUGCUUCGAUUCUUUCCUCUUUGGUCUCUACCUUAAUGCUCUCGACGACUUCCACCGUUGCUUCGUUGGCAGGGUUCGGCGUCUUGCGCUCUUUUGUGCUGCCCGUCGUGUAUCGUUUACCCAUCCUCCAUGGUUUUCUUCGUCCAUUUGUUGCACAUUUCCUCCGCCCAACAUACACUAUGACAUUCUUCUGGACUGACUUCGACCUGAUAAUCCGUGCCUUUUUCCUUGCUUUGUCAAGUCAGGUACUUUGGGACGUCCCAUCAACGAUGUUUGACGUGGUCUUCUCGCUUCCGAUUUCAACGCUUGAUUCGCGCAAAGACGCCGGACUCGUCCUAGUCUCUGGGACUGGUUCUUCAGAUGCAUACUUUCAGUUACAUGCAUACCACGGACUUUACCAGCUUUCAUCCGACACGGACCAGUCAGCUGCUGGACGUUCCGUAAUCUACAGCGACGUAAAACACAGCCCGAACUUAUGGUCUACGUUAGUUCGGCGUAGCCUCGUAUUACUAGGCUCUGACUAUCAACUCUUUCUUCGUCGGGGCAACCCCGCGCCUCCUCCACAAGUCGUGGUACCUCCUGCAGUAAAACCUACAACUGCGCAGAAACCAGUAACUCCUAUCAUCCGCGCCCAGGUGUAUAAGAAAGCGCCUGGAACUCCGAUCGAUCGAAUUAUCGAGGCUCUCUCCUCUGACGACGCAACUUCCGGACCUUCAACCAAUGCACCAUCAAGUGGUCCUGCGGAAAUCCAUGAUUUCACAACAAAGUUACGAUCUUUGACGCACCCAAUCGAUGCCGCUCUUACAGAUGUUUCGAAAUCCAUAACGAAUAUCGUACCCUCAAUGCGGAGCUCAAUCCAUCCGUCUCACUUACAUAUAAAAGAAGUUAGCACCUGGUGGACUCGAGAACGGAGGAACAAAGCUGCACAAAAGGCUUUACCCAACAAAGAGUUGGACGCGGUGAUCGUCAACACCCUGAGUCGGUUAGUAGCCCACUCGCUUAAGGAGGACACACUCGGGAGUGUCCAACGAGACAUACCUCGAAUUCUCGAAGCUAUGGUGUUAUUCCAUACUGCGAUAGAGAACUACCGAGUAGAGUUGUCGAGCGCGGUAAGUGCUCUAGAAACGAGCAAUGCGCUUCGUGAAACCGAGUUAACAAUCCUGAAAGAAGAGACCGAUCUCGCAACCGAGUGGGUUGAAGACUUGUCAUCCGAACUGCGAACUGGCAUAUCUCUAAUACUCAAAACGUUUGGAGACCGACUUGCGAAGUUCAGGUUUCCACCGACUAUUGCUACCAGGUUACAGAGCUUUGCGGAUUAUAGUACUUAG
Messenger RNA from Fomitiporia mediterranea MF3/22, 2013 nucleotides. RefSeq lists its product as uncharacterized. The transcript is spliced from 11 exons. The record is from RefSeq and is a predicted model, not a curated record. Gene Ontology annotation, biological process: nuclear pore organization; spindle pole body localization. Gene Ontology annotation, cellular component: nuclear pore transmembrane ring; spindle pole body. Lineage: Eukaryota; Fungi; Basidiomycota; Agaricomycetes; Hymenochaetales; Hymenochaetaceae. The coding region runs from base 1 to 2013 and encodes 670 amino acids. Gene Ontology annotation, molecular function: protein-macromolecule adaptor activity.